Molecule: messenger RNA, 769 nt
Organism: Paramecium sonneborni
Lineage: Eukaryota; Ciliophora; Oligohymenophorea; Peniculida; Parameciidae
Source: the annotation of a GenBank genome assembly
AUGCUACAUAAAGGCAGAAGCAGCUACCAAAGCAUGAAUACUAUAUUAGAUUAAACAGAGAAUUAAAGAGCUUUAUGGUUAGGAGACUACCCUGCAGCGAUAAAUUAAUAACUGUUGAAAUAAAAGAAUAUCAAAACUGUAUUAACAAUAGCGUCUGGUUUAAAUGUUAAAUACUCUUCUACUUGUGAUAUUAUCCAUAAAGUAUAGAUCCAAUAUAUAAUAAUAGGUUUACAAUAUUCUAGAUAUCGAUUCAUUUAAUAUAAAAACAAUAUGGGAAGAUACCUAUUAAUAAAUUGAUGAGGGACUGCAAAAGGGUAGUGUACUAGUUCAUUGUAGGGCUGGUGUAUCUAGAUCAGCUGCUACAGUUAUAGCAUAUGUUAUGAGAAAAUAGGGAAUCUCUUUUUAAGAUGCCUUUUAAUUUUUAAGAUUAAAGAGAAGUGUAGUAAGUCCGAACUUUGGAUUUCAAAAAUAGCUCAAAUAAUAUGAACUAGAAUUAUAGAAUUUUAAUGGAAAAGUUGAAACAGAAAUUACUUAAUAAUAAUAAUAAUAAUAGUAAUAAUAAUAAUAAUAAUAAUAAUAAACAUUAUAGCAAUUAGUAAAACCAAUUAUUUAAUAGCAAUAAUUAACAAAUUUAUCAAUAUAGCCUCAUUAAAUUGCAAUAAAUGAAAAAAAAACUACAAUCAAAAGAAAUUAAUUAACACCUGCUUCUAAAUUACCAAAACCAGUGUUUUAAAAUAAUUUUAAGCGGACUUAAUCUUUAAAAAAAUGA